AAUUUGGACGCCAUGUUUACUUGAUCGGGUCAACAAAUCUGAGUCUGCGUUAUAUACACGUCAGCGGCAUCCCGAUCAAUGUAUAUAAUGCAAUGUGGAGUUUUUAUUUAUUGUAUAUAGUAGGCCUUUUUCUCUUCGUUACAUUGCUAUUGGAGCUGUAAACCUUAACAAUUUACAUAGCUCUUUGAAUAUUUUUAUGAUAACGAAACGGAGAUAUUUUUCACUUGGUGCAGCUCACUGGUCGAGCUCAAAGUAGUAGAGGCGUAAUUAUAAUGACGUCAUAAUAAAGUCUUGGAAAGAUAUAAGAAAAUGACGGCAGCAAAAAGUAGACUGCAGAUUUCUAAACGAAAUUUUGAAAGGCAAUGGGAAGCAUGUGUAGCUGCAAUGGAUCAAGGUUAAGUAAUAGUGUCUUUCCAACAAAUAUGACAUCACCCUAUAAGUUGAGAAAUUCAGAUCUGGCGUUAUAUCGACGAUAUCGGAAGAAGGACGAUGUUGACAAUGGAAAAGUUUCAAGGAAAGCAAAAACGUCAUCGAAGGGUGAGCCAGAAAACGCCAUGAAGAAAGAUGUUGAAAAUGACAUGCUGCGAUGGAAGUCCUCGAUUGCUUUAUACAAUCACGUUUUACCAAGAACUAUGACAUUUGACAGAAAAAGACAUUUAUCAAUGCGUGGAAAAUAUACUAAAAUUGCACAAGUGAUGAAUUUAAAAGGCAUUAUUUACGAGAAGAAAGAUGACAAGCACAAGGCGGAAGUUCCCCCUUUCCAGAGUAUUAUUAAACGGCUCAAAGCAGUACCAAAGAAAAAAAUCAAGAAAAGUAGGAGUAGCGAGAUGCGUAGCAAGGGUCUCGGACCUGUUUCCACCCGCAUCUCUGACGAUGCUGUUAAGAAAAAUUGGGUUGAGAAAAAUAGGAAAAUAAAACUAAAAGAGACAAAAAUACAUCCUCCGUCUCAUGUAAACGUUCCAAAGACCAAAUGCAGCCAUGGAAUAGUCUCGAAGCCAACUGGAAUUGAAGAAUCAAAGGAAUCUAUGAAAUUGUCAAGGUCCGGAAAAUCGUCAAUUGUCUCGACUGUAUGGAUUGACGAAGAUUUUGAAAAUGAUGUGCUGUGCUAUACGAAAGAAAAAGUCGAACCAGGACAAAUUGAACCUCGAAAUUACUAUUUGCCUUCUGUACGUCCUCUCAUAAAAGAGAAGAAACAGAGAACGGUAUCCACGAAGAUUGAUCCUGCGAUCUCUGAUCCAGCUGUGUAUAACUUGGGUGUGUUUUUAUCAGCUGCUAAAGAAGACACGAGUGAACUCGAACAUACUUCCUGGUUUUGGCAACGUCAAAAUCACGAGAUAGAGUGUAACAUAGAUAUUCCUCUCUAUGAAGAGGACGCGUUUUAAGGCAUUCGUGCAACUUGUAAAAAUUAGCUAGUAAAAAGUACAAACUGUCGUUUAGUAAAUACAUAUGUAAGCUGUCAUUUACUCGAGACAGACAUUAUGACGUGGAAUCGUAAUUUCAUGGGCAUAUUUGGUUAUCGUUUGCAACUGGAAUUCAUAUCAACAUUUUUCAGUGGCAAAAUGUAUGUUAAACCAAAUGGUAAACUUUUUGUGCUGUUGAAUCUUUGAAUCAAAAAUUGUUUGCAGAGAGAUGAGAUUCCUCAUUUCUCUAAGAUAGCAUUGCGCAACUCGAACGGCUGCAACACCGGCAUGGCAUCUGUUCAUUAAAAAAACAACUUCAUUCAAUGAGAAAAAGACGUAAUGUAAAUGAAGCGUAGAGGUAUUUAAGCAACGAAAAUCUCAAGAAAAUGUAUCGUUUUCGACAAUUUCGUUUACUUGUAUGGAAGAAUUUUCUUCUCCAGAUACGACGUCCCAUUGGAACGAUAUUUGAAAUUUUACUGCCUGUUUUCUUCGUUGCCAUCUUGAUUUUAGCAAGGGUUGCAUUGAAAACAAAAGAUAAAUGCUUUGUAAAUUUUGAACCAUCCUUGGCAAACAAUAAUAAGCCUGGGACAUUUCAACAAAGUGUCAAGUCCCGUGCUAAUGAACAAAAUAAAAAUAUUCGGCAGAGAGAACUAAAGUCUUUGAAUGUGAGCAAUGCUCUCAUUGCCCAUUAUCCGUCUACCCCAGCAACUAAUGCACUCAUGGAGAAAGUUGGGAAACUGAUGAAUAUCAGUGUAGCAACAAGAAAAUGGACAACAAAAAAAGAAAUGGAAAAUCAUGUUUCGGAGAUGGAGAGCAAAUAUUAUGGAGCUGUUGAAUUUCUGGGUAAUGAAAAAGCUUACAAUCACUCAACACUUCCUAAAGACUUGAAGUAUGCCAUCAGACUGCCUGCUCAACGAUGGCUCAAUGAUCGGACAUAUCCAUUUUUUCGUGAACGAGAGCCCCGCAGCAGUGAAGAAAGCCUUUACGCGAGUCGUUUUAUCUUUCUUCAAUAUGCUUUGGAUGCUUCUAUUGUGCAGACUGUCAAAGGUUCUUCGUUGCCUUAUAAGUUCAUACUGGAGCAAUUUCCAUAUCCUAAGUAUCGUGACGAUUCUUUCAACUCGGUUGUGGCUGGAUUUCUUCCGCUCUUAUUCACCUUUGCUUUCAUAUACACGGCGAUGAUGAUAGUGAAGGAGCUUGUACAUGAGAAACAAUGUCGAUUGAAAGAAUCCAUGAAGAUAAUGGGAUUGUCAAACUGGAUACAUUGGCUUGCUUGGUUUACUAAAUCAUUCUUGUUUUUACUCAUUUCUGUUUGCCUCAUAACGGCUUUAAUAAAGGCUGCAAAAAUCAUGGAAAAUUCUGAUGGUUCUGUUGUGUUUGUGUUUUUCUUGUUGUACGCUAUGACGAGUAUCAUCUUUUGUUUCUGUAUGAGCGUCUUUUUCCACAAUGCCGUUUUGUCAAUGUUGUUGUCCGGUGCAAUCUGGUUUAUCACCUAUGUGCCUUUCGCCGUCGUUUCCAAUGAAAACACGUAUGACGGUCUCAGUUCGUCAUCUAAGUAUGGAAUCUGUUUAUUGGUAAACAGUUGUGUGGGGAUUGGUUCCAAGGUGUUCUCUAAGUACGAGGAACGUGGUGUAGGAGUACAAUGGAGUAAUAUUGCUCUCUCUCCUUCUGCUGAUGAUAACUUUACCAUGGCCCAAGUGUUUCUUAUGUUCAUUGUACAAAUGAUCUUUUAUGGUAUUAUUGCUUGGUACGUUGAAGCAGUUAUCCCUGGCGAAUAUGGAAUUCCUGAAAAACCGUGGUUUUUCCUUACUAAAUCCUAUUGGUUUGGAAUAUCGACUAGUAAAGUGGACGAUAGUCAAGAACUUGCUCCUUCAAUGAAUCUUCAUGUUAAGAGCGCUGAUUAUGAAGAAGAGCCAACUGAUUUGGAAAUCGGUGUAUCCAUUUGUAAUUUGAAAAAAGUUUUCCGGAGCUCGUUGGGUGAGAAAGUAGCUGUUGAUGAUCUGUCUUUUAAUAUGUUUAAAGGACAAAUUACUUCAUUGUUGGGUCAUAAUGGCGCUGGUAAAACGACAACAAUGUCCAUUCUUACUGGUCUCUUUACUCCAUCUUCUGGAACUGCGUAUGUCAAUGGUUAUAGCAUUCUCACUGACAUGGAUCGCAUUCGCGAGAGUCUUGGCCUAUGUCCUCAACAUAAUGUUCUUUUUGAUAAGCUCACUGUCAGGGAGCAUUUGAAGUUUUUUAUUAAUCUUAAGGGUAAAUUUGGAGUUGAAGCAAAUGAAGAAAUUGAAAGGAUGAUCAAUGAUAUUCAGCUUGCGGAUAAAGCCCAUUGGCAAAGUAGAUAUCUCUCUGGUGGAAUGAAACGUAAACUUAGCUGUGCAAUCGCUUUGAUUGGUGGAUCUGAGAUUGUGUUUCUUGAUGAGCCUACUUCUGGUAUGGAUCCUUACGCUCGCAGGGCAACAUGGGAUCUACUGUUGAAGUACAAGGCUGGCCGUACCAUUAUUUUAACGACUCAUUUCAUGGACGAAGCCGAUUUUCUUGGUGAACGAAUUGCGAUUAUGGCAGACGGUCAGUUAAGAUGUUGUGGUAGCUCCUUGUUUUUGAAGAGCAGGUAUGGUGUUGGAUACCGGUUGACCUUAGUGAAGGCUGCUGAGUGUAAUGUAACUGAUACGGCUAGUCUGGUAUAUAAUCAUGUUGCUGAUGCUUUUCAAGUGAGCGAUGUGGGUGCAGAACUUGCGUUUGUUUUACCAAGUCAAAGUUCGACAGGAUUUGAGAAGUUGUUUCAGACGCUUGAACAAGAGAAGGAUGAAUUGGGCAUUAGCAGUUUUGGCGUCUCCGUCACAACUCUCGAAGAUGUGUUCAUAAAAGUUGGAGAAGGACUGGAACAAACUGUUGACAACCAGCGUAAAGAGAAUAAGUCAAAAAGCUUUGAAACACUAGUUGAUCCUUCACUAAAACUUGAUCAUUCUGAACUCUUGACUGGUGUUUCACUCAAGAUUCAUCAAUUCAAAGCAAUGUUCAUGAAAAGGUUUCUCCAUUCCAAACGAAACAAGAGUGCGGUUUUGACGCAACUUUUUCUUCCGUUGUUGAUGACAAUCCUGGGUUUGACCAUCGCCAAAGUCGUUGAACCAAUCAAAGACGAACCUUCGCGAAAGCUCAGCCUCGCCAAGUUAAGCGUUGAUAACAAAGAUACGAAAUCGCUGUUUGCAAAUUUCUAUCCAUCGAAAACAAUUUCUUUUCAAGAUGCCAAAUCGUUUCUGGAAAAAUAUCAGAAGAACAAGGCUCGCAACAUCAACGACGAUCUUCGCAGAAUGAGACAAUUGAAUAGUGGAAAUAACAUUUUUGUGAAUAACAUGAAUAAAUCAGCCUCACCAGAUAAUUGUUGCGAAAUGGAAUAUCUGAUCAUAAACGAAGUUUGUAGAGAUCAGUUCAUUGACAAAACAGCAACUUGCGUUCCAAAAGGAUACCAACAAUGUGAAAACGAUUGUUGGAAAUUCAGAAAUUCAAAACAGAGUUUAUGUCCCCGAGAUCUCGAAAAUACAAACACUAAAUCAUGGAAAACGUAUUUCGAGCAGUUUGUGCUGGAGAACAGUGAUCCUAAUAAAUACUUCUUUGAAACAGUUGCUGGCUUUAUGGUUCAUCAACAAAGCAAUGAUAGUGAACCAACGUAUAUUGCCUGGUACAGCAACGAAGGUCUUCACACGAUCGCAGAUACUUUAAACGUGAUGAGUAACUUGAUAAUAAGGAAUAUUAGUGAUAAGUACAACAUCACUGCAUACAACCAUCCACUUCCAUACAAUACAGAGGGUAAGGCCGACAACGUGAACAAUGAUUUCUCGUCUCUUUUACUGGCUAUCUUUAUCAACUUUGGCAUGUCUUUUCUCGUCGCAAGCUUUAUCACGUUUUUAAUUUAUGAGCGAGAGUCAAAGGCGAAACAUAUUCAGUUUAUCAGCGGAGUGGAUGUAUUAAGUUUUUGGUCAGCGACAUAUCUAUGGGACAUGAUCAACUACAUGAUACCAGCUACUGUUAUUAUUUUCAUCAUUGCCGCAUUUGGAAUCAAUGCGUAUUCAGAUGUGGAAACCCUUGGCUCAAUCUACUUCCUAUUGAUUCUUCAAGGAUUGGCAGCCAUUCCGUUCGUCUACUGUCUCUCGUAUAUCUUCAAGACUCCUUUGGUUGGAUAUGCUCUUACUGUUCUAGUUCUUGCUUUUCUAAGUUUGGGUCUCCUGAUUGCAGUUUUUAUUUUGAACGCUUCAAAUGAAGCAGGUGUCGCCGAUACAAUCAGUUCCAUCGCCAAAAUUUUGCCAACAUAUUCGUUUUCAAGUAGUUUUCUUGAAAUUAACUUAAACUAUGGCUUUAAGAAACAAUGUACGGAAUCUACGCAAGCUGCAACUUCGUGCAAAAUGAAAGGAGUUAAGUAUGCAGAUCAUACUUUAAAUUGGGAAUCCCAUGGUGUUGGAAAACAUUGUCUUUAUUUGUUCCUUGAAAGUAUUGUAUACUUCAUACUUUGUUUGCUGCUACAGGUAAAGUUUUUUCUGAGCUCCCGUCGUCAAGAUAAACUUACUAAUGUUAACAGUGAUGGUACACCUGAGGAUUCAGAUGUUGAAGCAGAGAAAAUUCGCAUAAAUAGUUUACCUGAAGAGCGUUUGAAACAAGAGGCUAUUGUGUUGAAAAACCUGACAAAGGUGUAUCCUGGGGCUGUUCGUACGGCUGUGGAUGAUCUCUGUCUUGGUGUGACUAAGGGAAACUGUUUUGGAUUGCUUGGGAUCAACGGUGCUGGUAAAACAACAACUUUUGGAAUGUUAACUGGAGAAUUUCCCAUCUCGGCUGGUACUGCCUAUCUUCAUGGUUAUAAUAUUCAAACAGAACUUCGACAGGUGCAGCAACGUAUCGGUUACUGCCCUCAGUUUGAUGCCCUGAUUGGUAAUCUUACUGGUCGAGAAAUGCUAAAGAUGUACGCUCAUCUACGUGGAAUACCGUAUGAAAGGAUGGAAGACCUUGUUGAACAUACUAUAGAGAGCUUGAAUCUCGAAAAGUGGGCGGAUAAAAUGUGCGGUACUUACAGUGGUGGAAACAAACGAAAAUUAAGCACAGCCAUAGCUCUUGUUGGAAAUCCGCCAAUCGUGUUUCUUGAUGAACCCACAACAGGAAUGGAUCCAGGGGCACGACGCUUUCUAUGGAAUUAUUUGACAACCGUUAUUCGUGAAGGAAGGUCCAUUGUACUCACUUCACACAGUAUGGAAGAAUGUGAAGCCCUUUGUACACAGUUAGCUAUUAUGGUCAAUGGUAAAUUCAAAUGCCUUGGUGGAAUACAACAUCUUAAGAGCAAGUUUGGCCGGGGUUAUACUCUCAUGUUAAAAGUUGCAGCCCCCGAAAUGAAUGAUAUUUCCUACGAAAAUCGACAAUAUUUUGAUCAGAGGCAUGAAGAAGUAUCGGGAGGUUGCAGCAACCCAAUGUUUUUCAAUGAAAACAUGACUUUAUUAGAUGGAUAUGUCGAACGAGCCAAAAUAUUUGUGCAAGAGACAUUUCCCGGAGCCAUUUUAGAAGAAUCAAGACAGGGAAUGUUAACUUAUCAAAUUGUCAGUGAAAGCAUGCAGUGGUCGUAUGUAUUCGGUGCUUUAGAGGGAUCCAAACAACAGUUAGGGAUUAUUGAUUACAGUGUCAGUCAAACUACAUUGGAACAGGUCUUUCUUAACUUUGCAAAACAUCAGUUUAGCGAGGAGAGAACCCUGUUAAACAGGAAAAAACUUUGCUGCUUCUAAAUAUACGUACGUGUCAGUAUCAUGAAAGACGUCAUAAUGAAUUAGUUUGGUUUUUACUUAUACAUAAGUUUUAAAUAAACUCGAUCUUUGCAAAUAUUGUACAAAUUGCUUAAUAGCUUAAUUCAAUCUAUCAAUGUAUAUGUUAGCUAUAUCUUGGUAGACAAAUGUAUUUUAACGUAUUAUUAUAAUUCAUUUCACUUCGA
Molecule: messenger RNA, 7353 nt
Organism: Xenia sp. Carnegie-2017
Lineage: Eukaryota; Metazoa; Cnidaria; Anthozoa; Malacalcyonacea; Xeniidae
Product: phospholipid-transporting ATPase ABCA3-like
Exons: 48
Coding region: 1787-7150 (1787 amino acids)
Biological process (GO): transmembrane transport; lipid transport
Cellular component (GO): membrane; intracellular membrane-bounded organelle
Molecular function (GO): lipid carrier activity; ATP hydrolysis activity; ABC-type transporter activity
Source: RefSeq, a predicted model, not a curated record